AUGCUAAUCCAAAUGGACAAGGCUUCAUACGAGUUUUCUACAGGCGGCGUCACUAUAACCUUCAGCGCCAUCAUUCUACAGUACGUGCUGAAGCUGAUUCUCGCCGCCCGGUUCACCGUGCGAGCGCAGCGGGUCAACGGCUACAUCUUUGGCGCGGCGUGGUGGGGCUUUGCGCUGAACUUCAUCGCAUACAUAAUUGCUGCUCAUGUCUUCGGCUCCCUCUGGUACCUGCUGGCGUCUGAGCGAGUGGCCACGUGCUUCCAGACGCUGUGCCAGCAGGUCCCCACGUCUGUCUGCAACCCCAAUUACGUGACGUGCCCCGAAGCAUACGAGACAACGACUUCCCAAGUGAGCCCUGCAUGGGCGGCGUGGGGCAGCAAUGCUACCCUCGAGACGACGUGCUUCGAAGGCGAUGGCACGUUCAACUUUGGCAUCUACCACAUGGCACUUCAACUCAUGAAGGAUGGGUCUGCUGUCGCCAAGAUCUUCUACGGCCUCUUCUUCGGCAUCAUGACUCUCAGCUCCUUUGGAAACGCCCUCGUCCCCAGCACCAACUUUGUGGAAACCACCUUCGCGGUCAUCAUGGUGCUGUCAGGUCUCAUGCUCUUCACUCUGCUCAUCGGGAACAUUCAGGUUUUCCUUCACAGCAUCACCUCACGGAUGGAGGAGAUGCAGCUGCGACGGCAAGACCUCACCUGGUGGAUGAACCGUCACCAGUUGCCACCUGGCCUGCAGCGGCGCGUGCUGAGGCAGGAGCAGCAGAACUUCACGGCCACCAGGGGAAUUGAUGAGGAGGGGCUCAUUCGCAGCAUGCCCAAGAGUUUGCGGCGAGAUAUCAAACGCCAUCUGUGCCUUGACCUGGUCAAGCAGGUGCCGCUAUUCCAAGUGGUGGACUCUGCAGCCCUGGAUGCAGUGUGCGAGCGACUCAAACCGCUCAUUCUCAUUCAUGGGACAGAGAUCGUGCGACAAGGCGAGCCUGUGUGCAUGAUGCUGUUUCUCAUCCGCGGCACCAUCCGCAGCACACAUACCAUGAGCCAUGGGACCGCCAGCUCCUGCCUCAUCCGGGAUGGCUAUUUUUAUGGAGAGGAGCUGCUCUCAUGGGGCCUAGGGCAAUCCCCUGACACCAAUCAGCUGCCCUCCGCUACAGCCACUCUCACCACAGUCACAGCUGUGGAGGGCUUUGUGCUGGAAGCAGAAGACCUUCUGUUUGUGACAACGCACUUCAAG
Molecule: messenger RNA, 1227 nt
Organism: Closterium sp. NIES-65
Lineage: Eukaryota; Viridiplantae; Streptophyta; Zygnematophyceae; Desmidiales; Closteriaceae
Source: the annotation of a GenBank genome assembly